Molecule: messenger RNA, 1880 nt
Organism: Argentina anserina (silverweed cinquefoil)
Lineage: Eukaryota; Viridiplantae; Streptophyta; Magnoliopsida; Rosales; Rosaceae
Product: sucrose transport protein-like
Exons: 4
Coding region: 84-1634 (516 amino acids)
Biological process (GO): sucrose transport
Cellular component (GO): vacuole; plasma membrane
Molecular function (GO): sucrose:proton symporter activity
Source: RefSeq, a predicted model, not a curated record
AUAAACAACCAACCAUUAGGGUUUUGCUUCCUCAACAAACCCAGUAUCACUCUCUCAAUCAGAGUACCCAUAGCCAUUAAACCAUGGAAGUCGAAACCAUCCACAAGCCAAAGCCACAGGCUCCCAUAUCAACCCCAUUGAGGAGAAUCAUUCUCGUGGCCUCAAUCGCCGCCGGAAUCCAAUUCGGAUGGGCAUUACAGCUCUCCCUCCUAACCCCCUACGUCCAGCUCCUCGGCAUUCCCCACACUUGGGCCGCCUUCAUCUGGCUCUGCGGCCCCAUCUCCGGCAUGCUCGUCCAGCCCAUCGUCGGCUACCACAGUGACCGCUGCUGCUCCCGCUUCGGCCGCCGCCGUCCCUUCAUUGCAGCCGGGUCCUCCCUCGUCGCCAUCGCAGUCUUCCUCAUCGGCUACGCCGCCGACCUCGGCCACCUCUUCGGCGACUCGCUCGACAAACCCACCAAGCCUCGCGCCAUCGCCGUCUUCGUCGUCGGGUUCUGGAUCCUCGAUGUGGCAAACAACAUGCUGCAGGGCCCUUGCCGCGCACUCCUCGCCGACAUAUGCGGCUCCGACACGAAGAAAAUGCGAACCGCAAACGGGUUCUACUCUUUCUUCAUGGCUGUCGGCAACGUCCUAGGAUUCUCCGCUGGGUCCUACACCCAUCUCCAUAGGCUCUUCCCCUUCACCAAGACCAUAGCCUGCGACGUCUACUGCGCCAACCUCAAGACCUGCUUCUUCCUCUCCAUCGCUCUCCUCAUCGCCCUCACCAUCCUCGCCCUCUCCUCCGUCCCGGAACCACCACAACCCCCGGAAACAGUGCAAGUCGUCGUGGAGGAGGAGAUUGAACAAGAGGAGGAGAGGAAAGCAGCAGCGCCGGUGCCUUUCUUCACCGAAAUCAUAGCGGCAUUUAAGGAGCUGAAGAGACCGAUGUGGAUACUUUUGGUCGUGACAUGCCUCAACUGGAUAGCAUGGUUCCCUUUCUUACUCUUCGACACUGACUGGAUGGGGAGGGAGGUUUACGGUGGCCAGGUCGGGAAGGGCAGGAUGUACGACUUGGGGGUCAGAGCCGGCGCCCUCGGCCUCAUGCUCAACUCCGUCGUGUUGGGCUGCGUUUCUCUCGUUAUUGAGAUUCUGACGCGUGCCUUUGGUGGUGUCAAGCGCUUGUGGGGAGUUGUCAACUUUCUCCUCGCCAUUUGUUUGGCCAUGACUGUCUUGAUCACUAAACUAGCUCAGUCCGCUCGACACGGAGCCGUUUUGACUGCCGGAGCUGAGCCACCGCCUCCCCCCGCCGGUAUCAAGGCCGGUGCGCUGGCUCUGUUUGCUCUCUUGGGUAUACCUCAGGCGAUAACCUACAGUGUUCCAUUUGCUAUGGCAUCCAUAUUCUGCAGCAAUUCUGGUGCAGGCCAAGGGCUUUCGUUAGGAGUCUUGAAUCUUGCAAUUGUUGUGCCCCAGAUGGUAGUGUCAGUAGCGAGUGGACCAUGGGAUGCUCUAUUUGGUGGUGGUAAUUUACCAGCGUUUGUGGUUGGCGCAGUUGCAGCAGUUUUAAGUGGUAUAUUGGCUCUCACUAUGUUACCAUCUCCUCCACUGGAUCUUCCUACAAUUAAGAACGCAAGAGCUGCAGCUGCUGCAUUCCAUUGACUCCGAUCGAGCUCUACGUACAGAGCUUUAACUUUGGCUGUGUUGCUAAUUUUCUUAGUUCUUAUCUUAAUGGGGUUCUUACUAGCUAGUGUACCUGUAGGUAGCUUUCUUCGAAGUUCAAAAACAAAAUGCUGAAUUGCCAUUUGUUAAUGGCAUAGCAAUACUCUGUGAUCUGUAUCCACGCGUAAGCAGGAUACAGAACGUCGAUACAACCGUUGCAUGGUUGACCCAAAAAUCCUCUGUCUU